Messenger RNA from Cicer arietinum (chickpea), 1074 nucleotides. Its product is annotated as dirigent protein 22-like. The record is from RefSeq and is a predicted model, not a curated record. NCBI's taxonomy places the organism in Eukaryota, Viridiplantae, Streptophyta, Magnoliopsida, Fabales, Fabaceae.
AAAAGUUAAACACACCUCACUAAUUACAUCCCAACUUUCCUAAAUUCUCAUUUUUAAAAUUCCCUUCAUUAACUUGUUUCCAAUUUAUUGGAGUAAAAGAAAAAAGUUAUAUAAAUAUGGAUGCUUAUAAAAUCUUCUUCUUCCUUCUUAUUUCUUGUUACACAAUCGCAAUCGUUGCGGCGCAAGACGUGACCGGUUUCGUGAACUCAAUAGAUCCUAAUUUUUUUAAAAAGAGACAAAAUGCUAGCCACUUUAGGUUUUAUUGGCAAGACAUAGUGGGAGGAGACAAUGCUACUUCAUUUGAUAUCAUUUCAUCAAUUCCUAAAUAUAAUGGAACUAGUUUCUUUGGUUUGGUGAAAAUCAUAGACAACCCUUUAACCUUAGGACCUCAAUUAAGCUCAAAAUUGGUGGGAAGGGCUCAAGGGAUAUAUGCAUCAACCUCAACAACCGAGCUUAAUUUUCUUAUGAUUAUGAAUUUUGCCUUAUUUGAAGGGAAAUAUAAUGGAAGCACAAUUACUAUAUUGGGAAGAAAUGUUGCUAAUAAUAAGGUUAGAGAAAUGCCCAUAAUUGGUGGAAGUGGUGUUUUUAGGUUUGCUAAGGGAUUUGCUGAAGCUAGCACUUACUCUUUUGAUCCCAAUACAGGGGAUGCUACAAUUGAGUACAAUGUUUAUGUUUCUCAUAAUUGAUAUCUUAUAUGAUUUAUCAUUGAAUAAGAAACACACUUUGUUUUAGUGUGUGAUAUUUGGAUCCUCUACAAUUGAUGAUAUGAUGCAUCAACUUUGUAGAUCAUUAAAUUUAGCGAGAGAAAAUUUCUCUCACUUAAUUUAAUGAUAUGUGCAUUUGUUGUCUCAAUCAAUAGUGGUAGAUGAUCUAAAUCAUAGUGAGUGUGAGUGUUAAUUUUUAAUUUCUUAGUUUCCUAUUGUAGCACCGUCAUUCACUUGUGAUGAUGUUCAGCUUUGCUUGUUUUUCAUGUGGGGGUUGGGUUGGGUUGAGUUUAUAAACUCAAAGACUAGCGUAUUUGUGAUUGGUAUCAUCAUUAUUUGAAUAAUAUUUUAUAGUAUUACAAAAAAUUUA